Recurvomyces mirabilis is the source of this 2070-nucleotide messenger RNA. RefSeq lists its product as uncharacterized. The transcript is spliced from 2 exons. Gene Ontology annotation, biological process: regulation of DNA-templated transcription. NCBI's taxonomy places the organism in Eukaryota, Fungi, Ascomycota, Dothideomycetes, Mycosphaerellales, Teratosphaeriaceae. Bases 1 to 2070 code for a protein of 689 amino acids. The record is from RefSeq and is a predicted model, not a curated record. Gene Ontology annotation, molecular function: DNA-binding transcription factor activity, RNA polymerase II-specific; zinc ion binding.
AUGGGCCGCCGACCCAAUCAGCUCGUCCUGCAGCUCUUUGAUCGAGGCGAGAAGCUACCCGAUGCCUCCAACAGGUAUCGGCACACUUGUCGUCCAGCUGGCACAGGAUCGAAGAAGAAGAACAAGACUUCGAGAGCAGCUCUACAGCUGCAGGACAACGGAAACCCAGACCAGGCUACUUUCAUUCCGGAAGGGGCACCUCCAGAUGCUGUCAAUCGGACGCUCUUCGUACCAGAUCAGUCAGCUCUUGCCACAUUGGCAGAAGUCUCCAGAAGACACCUGGAUCUAUCUCACGAGCGUCUACCGUUCCAGCUCCAAGGGGUGUUGCCGCAGUUCGACCAGGACAAUAUAUUGGAACAAGCCCUAAUUUCUGAGCUCAGUAGACCAACCACGCAAGCUCGUCGAUUGGCCUCCACAACUUUGGAUGACAACCAUGGCGGCUUUGCAACGAGAUCGCCCACAUCUCCAACUACAAUACCGCUCCUGUCAGUCACAACAUCCCAACCCGAACACAUCGAUCCUGUGCAGCCAUCGUUGGUCGAUCCACAGCUCUCGGACGAUAAAGUAGGCAGCAAACACCAGGCUGUACGACGCAGUGACCUGGCCUGGAAACCUAGCAUGAACAGCUCUUCACAAACCGUUGCAACACUGGCUGCUCCUAGCGCUGCGCCAGUGGCAGAUUCGAGUCUGCCGUAUCAGAGACAGAAGCCUCGGGUGCGUGGAAAGUUCUCUGACAUGAGACGCAAAGAGGUCCAAGGAAUGCGUAAACAAGGAGCAUGCUUGCGCUGCCGAAUGCUCAAGAAGCCGUGCUCAGAUGGCACUCCAUGCAAUACUUGUGCCAACGUUGAAUCUGCUCGCCUCUGGAAGGGCACUUGCAUUCGGACAAAGCUUGUCGAUGAGUUCACACUGUGGUCGACAAGGCUUUUCUUGAUGCAGUCAACCACAAAUAUCAACGCUGCUGUGGAAGGUCGGAACGCGGAGCCAUACACUGGGAGGAUCCACAUCGAGCUGUCGCUUGGGCAGCGUAUGAUGUUGGAUUUCGCAGCCACGGCGUACAGUCCACAAUCUGCAGAUCUGGCAGAUAGCGAAUACUCUCACUGUCCGAGCGCUGUGCUCUUGCUGGGUGACGGCGGCACAGUGUUUGAGACCCUCCAGCAUGCGAUACACUCUGCUAGGCCACGUGCCGCAAAUCAGAAUUCACAAAUCCUGAAUACUACGUUGCAGCACGCCAGUAUGCUUGCUAGAUCGGAGCAAUCGACUAACCUUCCAACCAACAUUCCAAAGCCAGAAGGUCGUUCUUGCUAUAACCUGCAACAUCAUCUGAUCAGUAAUACUAUAGCCUUGUGGUCAGCCACCAACGCCCUUUGUUCAUCAGGGGACGCUUUCAAGGUCACUAUGAGUGAUGCGACAAACGACAACAACUCCCCUUUCUAUGUGUCCGAGGACGAACCUAGUGUCACGAAAAGUAUGGCUCCAAAUGGUGACAACUUAAGAUUGAUCAUUGGUCAGGUCAAGGCGGCGCUCGAGUCGAUUUGCUCGGAACUAUCACGGAACGUGAUCAGUGAGCUCGAACGACGGUUGUUACAACGCCAACAGGCUUCAGGCUUCAGCACAUUUAUCUCUGCUGUACUGCUCAUCAACAGCAUCGAACGGUUGACUGGAAUGUAUCGAUGCUGUGACGAUGGUCCAUCCUUCCACGCAUUUGAUGGAAUACAUCAUUGGCCAUUUGAUAUGCCUCCGAGCGCUUUCUGGCCGCAAGGUCAACACUUUGCGGAUUUGUUGAUUAUGCUGCUGCAAAUGAGAGGGUUGCCUCCAAAGUUCACCCUAAGCCCAUCUGGACAGCUCAUCUUCCGCUCGGACGAUGCAAAAAUUGAGCAAAUGGAUCCCACAGCAACACAAGACGAGCUCAAAUCCCAACCUCCAACAAUCGCAGACUGGGCAGCUUCCUGCAAGCUUAAUGCAAUGGAGCUUACGUCAAUUAGGGACACCAUGAUUCCGGGCCCAGGAGCAGCAUUGAGUGCCUGGGAUCUUCUCUUUUUGUCUAGGCUGAUCUUACCUAUUGGCUUGUGA